This is a messenger RNA of Microsporum canis CBS 113480, 336 nucleotides long. RefSeq names its product transcription initiation factor IIA gamma chain. Lineage: Eukaryota; Fungi; Ascomycota; Eurotiomycetes; Onygenales; Arthrodermataceae. The transcript has 3 exons. The record is from RefSeq and is a predicted model, not a curated record. The coding region runs from base 1 to 336 and encodes 111 amino acids. Gene Ontology annotation, biological process: RNA polymerase II preinitiation complex assembly; transcription initiation at RNA polymerase II promoter. Gene Ontology annotation, cellular component: transcription factor TFIIA complex. Gene Ontology annotation, molecular function: TBP-class protein binding; RNA polymerase II general transcription initiation factor activity.
AUGAGCGCCCCAGCAUACUACGAGCUAUACCGUGGCAGCAGCAUCGGCCUGUCCCUGACUGAUACUCUCGAUGAUUUAAUCAAUGAGGGGCGCAUCGAACCCCAGCUGGCUAUGAAGAUACUGUCCAACUUCGACCGCGUCAUUACUGAAGUCCUUGCUGAUAAAGUGAAGUGCAAGCUCUCAUUCAAGGGUCAUCUUGAUACUUAUCGUUUCUGCGAUGAAGUUUGGACUUUCCUUGUCAAGGACGUCACCUUCAAGCUGGAUGACCAGUCUACCCUACAUGCAGACAAGGUAAAGAUCGUGGGGUGCAACAGCAAGCGUCCUGGUGAGGUAUGA